AUGUCGCUCGUUCGUAAGAUCUGCCUCGUCAUAUGUUUUUUAUUCUCUAUAGCCGUUGCCGAUCUCGUUCACCUCGGGCAAUAUGACUACGGGUUUAAUGCUGAUGUCCGCCUUCGAAAACGGGAUCCCGUCCAGUCCCGUAUCGUCACUGGCGUUCCCCGUCUCGAUGGCAAAGCACAGCCGCGGCCAGAUAUUCGAGACUUGCAGAAGGAUGAAGACAAGUGGAACUUGUACAUCCUCGCUCUCAGUUGGAUGCAGUUCACCGAUCAAGAGAAACCUUUCUCGUGGUACCAGAUUACAGGCAUUCAUGGUGCUCCAGCACUGACAUGGGCAGACGUCGAUCCGACUCCUGGCAAUGAGCAUAGCGGGUACUGUACUCAUGUGUCUAUUCUCUUCCCCACAUGGCAUAGACCCUACCUUGCUCUAUACGAGCAAGUAUUGUACAAUAUUGUUCAGUAUAUUGCCUCGCUAUAUCCACCAGAUCGUCGGGGUCGCAUUCAGGAAGUUGCAACAGCUUUUCGAAUUCCAUACUGGGACUGGGCCGCCGUUCCACCAGAGGGAGUUAGUGUCCUCCCGCUGAGUGUUGGUGGUUCACCAUCUAUCAAUAUAUCCGGGCCAAAUGGUAUCCAAACAAUCGCAAACCCCUUAUUCAGCUACGUAUUCAGGCCAUUUAACGCAUCGACUUUUCCUGACUUUCCAUACAACACAUGGACAGAGACAAAGCGAGCACCACGUCCAAUAAACAGUGCUAACGCAACAUCUAAUAAUUCAUUCGUGGCACAUGCGCUAGACGUCCAUCUGCCAAGUUUCCAACAACGUUUAUAUAACCUGUUCUCUAAUUACCCAAACUAUACGACCUUUAGCAACGAAGCUUGGAUUCCUAAUGGAAACAAUGGCACCUACGAUUCCGUCGAAUCUCUCCAUGACGCAAUCCACACCGUAGGAGGGGGCGUUUAUGGACAUCUUGCCAUCAUAGCUUAUUCGGGAUUCGAUCCACUCUUUUGGCUACAUCAUACCAAUGUCGACAGGAUCUUUGCAAUGUGGCAAUUGCUUCAUAACGACACAUAUGUUGCUCCUCAAUCUGCUGUUUACUCUUCCCAUACAACAUCUCCGGGAGAAAUCGAAGACUCUCAGACUCCCCUUACACCAUUCUUCUCCAAUGAAACACAUUUCUGGACAUCAGAUAUGGUCCGAGACCAUGAGAUCUUCAAUUAUACCUACCCCGAGGUAGUCAACAAGAGUCGCACGGAACUUGUUACCACUAUCAAUAGGCUUUAUGGAAACUUCAGUCCGUCUGCUAUGCUCACGAGGCCAGGUGGGAGUCACCAACAUGGCAAGAAACAUGAAACAAAUAUAAGUAGCCGGGGCCUAUACGCAGCGAAUGGGUUAUCUUGGAAUAGUCAAACAUCGGCUCGUCCUGCCAUGAAUACCGUUUUCGUCAAUGGAAGGUAUCGUGAGUGGAUUGCAAACAUAAGAGUCAAGAAGCACGCAAUGGGUGGUUCCUUUUCCAUCCACCUUUUCAUAGGAGAAGUCCCAUCUGACCCGCUGUCAUGGCCGAUAGCCCCCAGCCUAGUCGGCACGCUAGGAGUCUUCGCCCAUAGAGGCAUGCAUAGCAUGCACUCUGAUCGAAAGAUUACAGGAACGGUUCCAAUGACCUCGGCGUUGAUGAAUUUGGUGGCAUCUGGACAGGUGCCGAGUUUACAUACAGAUGAUGUUGAACCGUUCCUUAAGUCUAAUCUCGAAAUACGAAUUUCCCUCGCCAAUGGCAAGACAGUCGAUGUUCAUGAAGUAGACGGGCUAUAUAUACAGAUUGUUAGCUCGAUGGUAAAGGCGCCGAGAUCAGAAGACGUACUUUCGGAAUGGGGUAAAAUCGAACCUCAUUUUGAUCUAUUUUCAUAA
Messenger RNA from Annulohypoxylon maeteangense, 1899 nucleotides. Its product is annotated as Di-copper centre-containing protein. Gene Ontology annotation, molecular function: oxidoreductase activity. Lineage: Eukaryota; Fungi; Ascomycota; Sordariomycetes; Xylariales; Hypoxylaceae. The coding region runs from base 1 to 1899 and encodes 632 amino acids. The record is from RefSeq and is a predicted model, not a curated record. The transcript has 4 exons.